GUGAGAAGUCUAUAAAGUGGCUUUCAUCAUUGUUCGUCUCAGUGACCCAGAACAUUGUUUUACUGGAAAGUAUUGCCAAGAUGCUCUGUUUCACCCUCGUUAUGACUUGUAUUCUACGGUUGCCUUCCGAAGCCGACGAUAAGUCUGUUGAGGACGAAUUCUUACUGACGGAUGUCGCCGAUGGCGAAAGUAACGUAGAGAUUCCACCCGUGCCAAACCUGCCAGAAAAACUUGACAACUGCCACGAGACCGACGCAGAGCGGAAAGUACGACAGGCGAAAGAUAAGAAGUUGUUUACAAUAGCCCGCCAGACAGGGGUCCAGUUUCUGUACUUGGUUCUCCUGAUGAUUAUCUGUAGCAGCAACAGAGGGAGUAAUUUUUACCACCAAAACAAGGCGUUCAAGAAUGCAUUUGGACCACGGGGCGAAGCUUUCGUCAAUGGCCAUGCAGACUUUGGGUAUGUUUAUAACUGGCUGAAGACUGCAGCAAUACCCAUGUUGUAUACGGAUACAUAUUACAAUGGCAAGGCGAUGGACGCGCAUGAUCGUUUGUUUAUGAAUACCAUAGAUGGCCCUGCAAGACUGAGGCAGAAAAGGGUUAAGGAGGUCUUUUGUGUAUGGGAGAACAUCAUCAGGAAGUGUGUCUACGAGUAUGACCAGGGCGAAGCAGAAGAGGGUGACUUCCUAACAUACUGGAGACACCCAAUCCAACGCCCGGUCGCAAAGUCACCAUUCCUCCACACCCCUGCUCACAAAAACGACAUCACAUUCCCCGGAACAUUCUCAACCUACAACGGCGGGGGAUACGUAGCAGAAUUCGGCGACAGUUCAAAAACUGCCCAACUCAUCCUGGACCAGUUAAACGAAACGAACUGGCUGGACCGGCUAACCAGGGCAGUGUUUCUCGAAGCGACGAUCUACAACGCCAAUGUCAACUUGUUUUCAUGUUUGAGGAUAUCGUUUGAGAUGCCCGUCAUUGGUGGCAUAUAUAGCUCAAAGACUGUUGAAAGUUUCAGGCCAUACCCGUACCUGGACAAUUGGGACCUGGUUCUCCUCAUCCUGCAGAUAUUAUGGGUGCUGGUCCUCUUCUAUUUAGUGUAUGUGGAGGUUAACCUGGUGAGAGCCUUCGGAAGGCAAUACGUGCAAGACGCGUGGUCGUACGUUCAGGUCUUGAACAUACUGACGUCCUUUUCAUCAGCAAUCCUGUACGUCAUACGGGUUGCCUUCGUCAUCGGAGCGAUUGAAGACGUCAAGAACAACGUGGGAGAAUACGUCUCCUUCGACAAGAUGCUACAGAUUGAUGAAGCAUACACAUCAUCCUUAGCCAUCAUCUCAUUCAUCUGCAUCAUGCAAGUCCUCAAGCCACUCACACUGAACUAUUUCUUCGCACUGCUCAAAAAUAUCAUGAAAAGAUCCGCUCACACCAUACUUUCCGCCUUCAUUUUCUUGUUCUUUAUGUGGAUGGCUUUCGGGGCGAGCGCCUAUGUCGUUCUUGUCCACACCACUGCCGCAAGUUUCCGGACAUUACCGCGCUCGCUCUGGACUCUCGUUCGCCUGACCAUAGGAAUUAUAAAAUUCCCAGAGGCAAUGGGGGAAGAGACGACCGUCAAACGUGUUUUAUUCGUGUCAUUCAUGGUUGUAUGCUACAUCGUUCUUUUCAACCUGAUUGUGACGAUCUACUUGGAGAUGUACACAGCAAUACGAGAGUUGAAAACCUUGGAGGGGUUCGACUACGAGCUGAAUGAACACUUUUGGAAGCGGAUCUACAUGUUGCGUGAUGCCUUUUUGAAGAAAGAGGAAUCGUCAUGGUCUUGUGAAAGCAAUAAAAAUGGUAUCAGUAUGCUCGUACGCUCUAGUUGGUGGAUAUGGGAAUUUGAUGAUUUAUCUUGCGAAAGAGAUGAGGCGCAUUUGGCGCCUUGAGCGUGUGGUAUAGCACAAAAUGGCGCAGUAGAAAUAUCCAUUUUAUUCGUGUAGCUUUUCUGCGCUGGACCUGUACUGCAGUGAAAUGAAAAAUGACAAUAACUCUAUUUUCUGCGAUUGUGACAUUUUACCAAAUCAUCAAUCCAGAUGAACAUCAUUCCCGACAUCGUUUCUAAUGGUCUGUUAGAUAUGUUGGAUAAUACAAAAUUAUUUGAAAAUAGGUGUCCUUACACAAUAUCUCCAUCUCUGACUUGAAUUGAUGGAUAAAAUUAUCAUGAAAUUACGAUGAUUUUACUUCACACCAUAUACAAUAUUAUAUAAGGUGGUAAAAUUUAUAAUAACCCCGGUGUGACAGCGGAUAUAGUCCCCCUGGAGUCAUAGUCCGGUAGCAUUGUAUUUGAUCAAUUAAGCAGCAUGAUCCAUUGUACCGCUAACCCUAACCAAAACAUUUAGCAAUGCGGGCUAUUGUUACACGGACUAUCAGCCCUAGGACUACUAUCCCUUGCACACCUGUACAGUUAUAGCCCCUGUGUGCAAUAGCGUGUACUGCCAGCUGCUUUCUUCACUGUAGAGGCUACAAUUGCACCGGGGCUAUAACUGUACCACGACUUUACCCUUUCAAGGUUGUGAGACGUCAGGAUGGGUUGGGUCGGGGCAUGAGUGUAUUUCCCCGCAUAACUACAUCACAAUUUGUGUC
Molecule: messenger RNA, 2616 nt
Organism: Lineus longissimus
Lineage: Eukaryota; Metazoa; Nemertea; Pilidiophora; Heteronemertea; Lineidae
Product: polycystin-2-like
Exons: 5
Coding region: 81-1919 (612 amino acids)
Cellular component (GO): membrane
Molecular function (GO): calcium ion binding
Source: RefSeq, a predicted model, not a curated record